Molecule: messenger RNA, 816 nt
Organism: Triticum aestivum (bread wheat)
Lineage: Eukaryota; Viridiplantae; Streptophyta; Magnoliopsida; Poales; Poaceae
Exons: 4
Coding region: 1-645 (214 amino acids)
Source: RefSeq, a predicted model, not a curated record
AUGGAAACCAUAUAUUCAGUGAAAGCAUGGAAACCUGAUUCUGUGCCGUUGGAUGAGGAGUAUGAGCCAUCCCGUGCCUUUCCCCAUGGAGCUAUCCUGAUUCAGUUUUCCUCAUCAAUAACUAGGGUUAGGAGAUGGUGGCUUCGCCCAGCACGACGCACUCGUUCUGCACAGGACCGACGGCCGGCGGCCGCAGCUAAUUCCUUCUCUCCUCUUCGGCGGCUGGCCCACCGCGCCAACCCAGCACGACGCCCUCGUUCCGCGCAGGGCGGGCGACCGGCGACCGGCGCCGAUAAUUCUUCUGCGGCCUUCUCUCCUCUCCGACGGCUGGCCCUACGCGCCAAUACUCCUCUGAGCAUUCCCCACCGGAUUGGUAUUGGAUCUAGGUCUGAAGUAACUAUGGAAUGCCACAGUAAAGUGAGCAAGGCUCCACCUUUGGCUAUUUGCGAUGCCCAGUCCGAUGCAGAAUCAGCCAUCCACACUAGACCAAGUCCAGAAAUUGUAUUGACCACACCACACAAAAAAUGUGUAGUGCACCUUUCUGUGUUGGUUGGUGGCCCUACGGACUUCUGCAAGUUAUUAGGACUAAUAGUAUUGCAUUGGUAUGUUCUUGGCUAUUGGCGCCGGACUUCUGCAAGUUAUUAGGUAGUGUACUGGAGCUAUGUGCUCAACGACUGAUUUAUAAAGGUGUAGGUUUUCCAUCACUGUUAAUGAUGUGUCUAUUUUGUAACUGUGUGUUGGAGUGAGGCAUUAUUUCAAGUGACUGAAUCAGAUUGAUGCUUUACUUAAAUCUAUUCUAGGCAAAGGUUUCAAUUA